AUGGAUAGGUCUUUCACGAACAAACAACUGCCAGAAGUACGAAUUCACAUCGUGAGAAUUUUUGAAUAUAGGGUUAAUAUUGACUGCUGUUUCAGUUCACAGAGCGGUGUUGCGGUGUCAUGUGGAGAAUGCAGUAGCAGCGGAACGAGCGACAUCACUGAGCCGGGAUCACCCUGCAGCACAAGCAGUGAUGAAGGAGUAGGAAUCCGUGGAACCUCGGCUAGUCCACUUCCGUCCUUGUGCAAGCUGGCGCCCCCUACGCCAACUUCUCACAGUGGGACCAGGCCCCAGUGGCCCUGGACCCCGCCAUUGGCCGCCACAGCUUGCUCGACUUACAAGAGGCUUAAGACCGAACCGGAGGCCGGAACUUUACCAAAGUCUGGUGCAGCUGAUCCAUCUGUCAGACAAGUUGGUAAGGCCUCCGGUAAGGGCCAUCAUCAUCAUCACGAAUCUCAAGGAAAGAUCACCGAAUACUUCAAGACACAGAUCAAACCUCAGCAACAGAAGAUCAAAAAGGCAUCAGACAUGUCUGUUCUCGUAGCAAAGAAUUCCCCAGAGUUUCGGCGUCCGCCUACGGUACAAAGAAACAAUAAAGGUGGCCUUGCAAAAUACUUGGGAGCUGUGACGGCACAUGCACGAUCAAACAAUAUUAGCGACUGGGACAUGAGAGGUCUGGCGAUGUCUUCGCCAAACAUUAAGAAGUCACCGCUUGUUCUUUUACCACGAAGCGUUGUGAAGCUAGAGAAGAAACAAUCGAAGCCAAUGUCCGGACUGCCAAUUUCCAAGGGCAUACUGUCGACACUGCCAAUUUGUACAAUUUCGCCACUUAGACUGACUCCUGAUGCAGGUUCUGAUAGCGAAAAAGGGUCUUCGACGCAUUCCGCAUCUCUGAAUUCUCUAGAAGAUGAACAGCUAACGAUCAGCUUUAACGACAAUAUUAUAGGGAAAUCAAUUCAUGUCAAUGAGAAUAAUAAUCUCACUAAUACAUUAACGUGUGCAAGCGCCUUGUUGAACUCAAGAUCUCAAGGAGAUCAUCCAUUUUUAAGACUCGCGAUACCAGCAGAUAUUGAAAAGGAGGAAAUUGUAAAUGCUCAGGAUGAUGAAGAAGACGAGGACGAGGAGGAUUCAUCAAGAGAUGGGAUUGAGUCGAAACCUCCACUGUCGCCGAUUCUUUCUGCACCAACCACCAUAAGGUUUCCUGCCCAAACACCUGACAAGGACCGAUCUCAGUCGGGUGAUAGUGGAUUUUGUCGAUGGGAUAAAUGCGAAGCUAGUUUCGAAUCAAGUGGUGGUUUGCUUGAACAUUUGCAGGCGGCUCACAUCAAUACACAAACUGGAGGCGACAAUUUCGUCUGUCAGUGGCAAGGGUGUAAAGUACAAGGAAGGACCUCCUGUUCGCGAAGAUGGUUGGAAAGACACGUGAUGUCACAUGGAGGAAACAAACCAUUUCGGUGCAUAGUAGACGGCUGCGGAAGUAGAUUCAGCUCACAGACGGCUUUGGAGAGGCAUGUCAAUGGUCAUUUUAACCAACCUGAAACGAGUAGCAGUAGUGGCAGGCGUAGCUGCGAAAAUGGUGGAAAACUUGUCAGAAGAAACGGCAAGCGCCUCAGAUAUAGAAGACAACCAUGGUCUGCGAGACUAUUCGAUUAUUUUGACACGGGGGUAAUGGAGGGUCUUCAACAUAGACUGUUGGAAUUGGCCAAGUCUAGGACACAGGGACGACUGGCUGAAACUCCAGGGAAUGCAAUGACCAUAACUAGUCAAGUUGUAGCAAGAAGAGUGGAGGCAGACGGAAAAACUAAAUUCCUCUUACGAUGGUACCCCCAAGGCAUCGCAUCGGACGAAUGGGUGCUAGAAUCGGAAGUACAAAGAACGAAGCACGUGGAGAUUCGCAAGGUAGCAACGACGUGUCCUGAAGAAAUCAGUCUCGCAUUGUAUCCCGCCAUGAAGAACUGUAGUCCUUCUCAGACAAGGUCGAAACAGCGUCGAAAAAAUUCGUGAUGAUGCCGCGUGAUUAAAAAAAGAAAUUGCAAACUGAGCCGUGGGAGUGUAAGAGAAGAAUAAUAUCGCCGAUAUUUGGGGUCUGCGACGAUCGAGCAAACAUGAGAACAAAAUUGUAGAGAAACUUGGGACAAAGGAAGUAAAUAGAGAAAAGGAUAAGCAACAUGAUGAGCGAUCAAAUUGAGAAAAUUUUUAGGCAACUGUAGUUCCUAGAGUCAUAGAGAAAGAAGAGUUAGAGAGUUAGUACAAUAUCGAACAAAGGUACUACUUAUUUAUUGACAUAGAGUAAAUUGAGACUAAAGCUAUGCAUAUCGACGAAGACUAUCCGCAUAUUUUCGAUCAAAUUGAGAUGCUCGUCAUAGGACAACCACAGCAGUUUCGGAAGAGUCGAGUCUGACCUCGAAAGUGCCUCAUCGUGGAUGUUGCAUCGAUUUUUUGCGAAUGAAAAAAAUGAAACCGACAAAAAAA
Molecule: messenger RNA, 2469 nt
Organism: Belonocnema kinseyi
Lineage: Eukaryota; Metazoa; Arthropoda; Insecta; Hymenoptera; Cynipidae
Gene: jing
Product: zinc finger protein jing
Exons: 9
Coding region: 1-2001 (666 amino acids)
Biological process (GO): regulation of transcription by RNA polymerase II
Cellular component (GO): ESC/E(Z) complex
Source: RefSeq, a predicted model, not a curated record